UUUUAAUUCCCCGUAUAGUUGGCAGUUCACUUGACACACAUAAAUGUGAGUGACAUUGUUUCCCCAUUUAUGUCUACGAGAAAGGUAAGAGAUGGAACGCCUAAACCACCACCGCCUACCACCACAACAAGAUCCAAGAAACCAACAGAAACGACGAAAAAAGAAACAUCCAAAACUAAAACUACUUCCAGAAUACGCAGCAAAAAAACUGAAGAUGAAGACGAAAAAGCUAAAAAACUUACAACAAAGCCACUUCUUAGUCACAGUUCUAAUAAAAAAGUAAGUAAGCCAGCACCCGGUAAAAAAAUAGUCAGUACUGCCAAACCACCGUCAAGUAGGCCUGCCACCCCACCAAGUACUAGGGUCACAAAAUCGCAAUUUUUUCCCAGUAAAAAAAUGUACUCAAAUGCACUUAAGCGUGACGGCAGUAAAAAGAUAAGUACGACGAAAAGCUCACUAAUACACGAAGUACCCACCCCUAAAGCAGUUGACGACGUGUCACCAGACACCAGUUCAAUGUCCGAUAGACCUAGAACCGCCACCCUACGCAAAGGAAGUAUCGUCAACAAAAAUAUUGUUGGUCCUGACGUACCCAAAACAAAAGUGACUUUGCCUGUUAAACUUGCAGAAACCAAAGUGGUUCCUAAAAUCAAAGUACCUCUCGCUGUCAAAGUCGAAGAACCACCAAUUGAAUACGAAGACGAUUUCGAUUCGUACGAAUCUGAUUUCGACGAAUAUGAUUCUUCAGGUACUAGUACACACCUGUCAAGUGGUACUACGUCCACUGAAAGCAGCGAAAGUGAGUCGGCGGAGCUCAAAUCUGCUCCAAAACGGGUCAGCUCGGCCGGUACUGACGACGAAAAAAAAUUAGAUUCAGGCAAUUACGAAUUACCCGAAUCAAGACAUCGACAAAUUUUGGACAAUAUUAAGGAGUCCAUAGAAAAAGAAAAUGCAAAUUUGAAUCAUGAACACAAUAGGAGUAAUUUAGGGUCACUGUCGGACGAGGGUUUCGAAGAUGGGAAGUCGCUACAGUUCAUUAACUUUCUCGGAGCUCAGAAAAAGUACCAGCAUCGAAAAAGCGUGGAACUAAGACGGAAGCGUGGCGAAGAAAUCUUGAGUAUGAUUAGAUUGGACACGUAUAGUUUUACUUUAUAUGAUUCAGCGCCAGUGCCUUACGACGUUUUCAUAAAAAGCUACGGUAAAAGCAAUAGUGUACAAGCUUCGGUCCAAACGGGAGAAGACGAUCUAAAUGAAGAAGUACAAACGGAUGAAAUUCAUUACAGUAACAAAUGGACGCAGUGUCCGCCUUGCUUUCCCCAGUUUGAAGAAAGUGAAGAUUUUUGGGAGGUGUACAAGUGCAAUUACUUAGGUGUAGGUGGGGAUACCGUGGAUAGACAAAAACGUGUAGAUAUCUUCAAUGAAAACAGUUUGGAAAAAUUUUUGCUAAAUGCAGGAAACCUCAUACUUAAUUUACAAGCAGAAGUGGAUGUACAAGUUAAUGCUCAAACUAACAAUAACAGCAACAUACCUUUCAGUAAAAGUUGUGUUCGUUACAAUACCCAAAUUCAAGAUAUAGUCAAAGACAGGCCACUUGUUGAUGUUUGUUUUUCGUCAAGUAACUCUAAUCAAAUCUUCACUGUUCACGGACAGAAGAGUGAAGAUAAUUUUCAAAAAAGUGUUAUUUGUUUGUGGAAUAUAUCUAAUGUUGAAGUGCCUGAAAUGUUGCUGUUUGCGUAUGGCGAAAUUACUUGUUGUGCUGUCAGUUUGGAAUGUCCAAAUUUACUUUUUGGAGGUUUGAAUAACGGAUCAUUAGUCGUUUGGGAUACCACAGAGAAUUCAAAAUACCACAAAAAUGUCUAUGGCAAUAAUAAGGACGAUGUUGUUUACCGCAGUCCAACGUACAUCACGGAAAUUAGUGAAAUUAAAUAUGGCCAUUAUCAGAAAAUUGUAACUAUUCAACCCAUAACAAACAAAUCGACCGAGAAACAUCUAUUUACCGUCCAUAAAGCUACUGAGGUGUGUAGUUUGGACAUAGAUGGAGAUGUUAUAUUGUGGAGUGUCAUUUUUAAACAUAAAAAUGAAGGAAAAGUGGUAGAAAAACAAGGCUUAGCUCAUUGGGGAUCUGUGAUAUUAACCAUAAACACUAAAAUAUCUUUGAAGCAAUUAUAUCCAGAAAUUGACGAUUUCAAUUGUACCGAUAUGGUUCUCAGUCCUUUGAAUUCGAGCGAUUUGUACAUUUCAACCAGUUAUGGAAUAAUUAUUCACUGUUUGUCGAACGGAGGGAAAACCAGCGUAAAGAAAUUACUACCAGAAACCCAGUCACAAGCAACUUGCCUAGAAAUGUGUCCCUUUUCUUCCGACUAUGUCCUGGCUGGAUUUGAUAAUGGCAAUAUAAACUUGUAUUCUCGCAAUGUGGAAAAACCUUUGAAGGUAUUAUCUAACAAAGAUGCUACUGAAGGCAAAUGCCAAAUACAGAAAAUCCAGUGGUCACACAACCGCCCAUCAGUUUUUUACACUAAAGAUGUUACAAACACCAUACACGUUUGGAACUUGAAGGUUAGCGAUAUGUUUCCCAUUUAUUCUGUUCCUUUCAAAGAAAACAUUGUGUGUAUGAAACUGUCGCCAAUAAUUAGUGGCAGUGAUGGCACCCAUGAAGAAACUUACAUGAUGAUUGCGGCUGACAAUGGUUCAGUUUAUCUUCACUUGCUGAACCACGAACACGAUCAACAACCCGUUGAAGAAUACGAAAAAGAUAAAAGAAUAUUUUUAAACUACAUAAAUAGAUACAUUUAGUUUGUUAAUAGUUUUAAGAAUCACUAUUGUACCAUG
Zophobas morio is the source of this 2829-nucleotide messenger RNA. RefSeq names its product cytoplasmic dynein 2 intermediate chain 1. NCBI's taxonomy places the organism in Eukaryota, Metazoa, Arthropoda, Insecta, Coleoptera, Tenebrionidae. Gene Ontology annotation, cellular component: cytoplasmic dynein complex. The coding region runs from base 70 to 2793 and encodes 907 amino acids. The record is from RefSeq and is a predicted model, not a curated record. Gene Ontology annotation, biological process: intraciliary transport. The transcript is spliced from 6 exons. Gene Ontology annotation, molecular function: dynein light chain binding; dynein heavy chain binding.